Molecule: messenger RNA, 1062 nt
Organism: Jatropha curcas
Lineage: Eukaryota; Viridiplantae; Streptophyta; Magnoliopsida; Malpighiales; Euphorbiaceae
Product: E3 ubiquitin-protein ligase
Source: RefSeq, a predicted model, not a curated record
UCCUAAACCGGCCGCUAUUCAAACUAGAACAAACGUCAGCCGAAAUGACGUCGUAUGACUAAUAGAAAAUCAGUCAUCCCAUUGUCAGAGAAUUGAAAGAAUCGUUGCGUGAGACGGAUGGAAGACCUAAGUGAAGAAGAAAGGAGAGCUCUCAGGGGUAGCAAAUUCGCGCCUCUCCCUCCUCCCUCUUCUUCCCGUUCCUCCCAACCCAGAUUGGCUCACCCGGGCGGACCGUUGAAGACGAACAAGGCUUCUGCACUCGCCAAGUUCCUUGAGAGAAAGCUUCAAGAUCCUAAUGGCUUGUCUUCUAUCAAUCCCGACCUUGUUGAAUUGGCUGUAAAAAACGCCAAGAACACUGUCUCUUCCAGUGGCACUUCGAAUUCUGGAAGAAUUAUUCAUCAUGUUACUUCAUUUGGUGACUCUGAGUUUUCAGGACUCUGCAGAAGAAAGAGUGGAAAAUUCUUCCCUAAAGAAGAAGAAGAAGAAGAAAAAGAAAAAGGAAAAGAAAAAUAAAAUUAAAAAACAAAAGCUGGUGGACGAUGAUGAGUGUGCAAAAUUGAAAAAGCCCAGAAAGAAGCUGAAAUUGUGACCAAAACUAGUGUUUAUUGUCGAUAUAGCACUUGAAGAACUUGUUAGAUGCUAUGAGAACUAGGGAUUGAGACAGCAGAGUGCAGAGAGGAUACAAUAUGAUGAUUGGUAAACUGAAAAAACUAGAAUUAGAUGUUCAUAUACCAAAAAUCCACAAAUCCAAGGAUGUGUUGUUGACUUCUUUUAGGGGUCGCCACUGUAUUGAUUGACUAGAAUUUAUCACCAUUUUCUCCGGAUUCCUUUCCUCAAUAAUUCUUUUAUUGGUGUAAGAAAUUCUGAUGUUUAAGUUGCUGGGGACCAGAGCUAGUGAUCUGAAUGUUCUAGUUGGUGAGAGUUGUCUGUAUGCCUGUUCCAAAGGAUUUUCUUUUUUCCCUUUCUAGGUCUCAUUCACUUAAAAAUUUUGUAUCAGCCGAAAAACGCCGAAUCUGGCUUCUGAAAUUUUAAUGGAUGUUUAAUCUGGUCUUAUUUAUCUUA